AUGCUCUGGGCCCGAGGGGAGCUUCGACUUCUGUCGAUCCUAGAGCGGGCAUGUUCCGAUGCUGCAAUUCAGCCGGCCGGGGAUGCUGCACCGGCGCCCACCGGGCAAGCCGGCCUGGCCACCCGCCUGGAGGACCGCAAGCGUCUCCGCGCCCGGUGCAUGUCUUUGCUGGAGGACCUGGAGGAUGACCUCCGCGAUCGGUGGUGGUUCUCCCCCCAGCGGGCAGCGGGAGCCGAGCGUCGGCCGCUGGUCCUGCCGCCGGCCGAGUGGCCACCGGCCGGAUGGGCCGCCGCCUCGGCUGCAGGCGAUGCCCCCUGGUGGUUUGACCCCAGCGAAUCGCCCCUGCCACAGGAGGCCGAGCUGCGCCUCUGGUGGGGCUUCUGCUCAUCGGCCCAUGGCGGCCCCUGUCCGGCGGAUGAGUGCGCACUCCUGCCACCUCCUGCGGCGAGUGCAGUUGUCAGCCCCGAGGGCGUCGCCGGCUCCGACACCACCACUGACGGGGAAGCCUCCCAGAGGGACGAGCUGUGA
Fonticula alba is the source of this 528-nucleotide messenger RNA. RefSeq lists its product as hypothetical. The record is from RefSeq and is a predicted model, not a curated record. Bases 1 to 528 code for a protein of 175 amino acids. The transcript has a single exon. NCBI's taxonomy places the organism in Eukaryota, Rotosphaerida, Fonticulaceae.